Molecule: messenger RNA, 336 nt
Organism: Aphanomyces invadans
Lineage: Eukaryota; Oomycota; Saprolegniomycetes; Saprolegniales; Verrucalvaceae
Exons: 2
Coding region: 1-336 (111 amino acids)
Molecular function (GO): nucleic acid binding
Source: RefSeq, a predicted model, not a curated record
AUGGCACUCUUUCGCGAGGUGGUGCCCACUGUAAACUCAAUGUGUGCGAACAAAGACGCCUUCUUCGAACAGCCUCUGAAGGCACAUCGAGCUCCAGUCGCCUUAUACACGACCUGGAACUUAGCGUAUCGGCUAGAACGGCGGCGCCAUGGCACAGCGUCACACAAGUUUGCUCAAGUCGAGCGGGCGAAAAGCCAUGUCGACCUCGGGUUGGAAUGGAGCCAAGUCGUCUUCUCUGAUGAGAAAAAGUUUAACCUGGACGGGCCAGACGGACUACAAUACUACUGGCAUGGCAUGCGCAUGGAAGAGCAGACUAUCUGCCUCAGUUCUGCUUAA